Molecule: messenger RNA, 4241 nt
Organism: Chlorocebus sabaeus (green monkey)
Lineage: Eukaryota; Metazoa; Chordata; Mammalia; Primates; Cercopithecidae
Source: RefSeq, a predicted model, not a curated record
UGCCUUAGAGACAGGCAGGACGAGGUAACAGGAAGCACCAGACCAAUGAGUCCUCUCAACAGAGUAUCUCUCACUGCUGCCCCACUUGAUACAUCUUCGUUGAGCUGGCCUAAGUUCAUGCCAGUAUCUGUGUUAUAUACACAUUGUGGAACCAGUGUGAAGAACGGGGUGCGUUUUAGGUGCUUGAAAAGCAAGGGACCCAACCUCCAGUGGGAUCCUCAGAUUGCUCUCCGAGCUGUCUAGUUGGUGAGAAGCUUCCCUGGGGGAAGAUGCAAUCUCCUUUGGCUGGUGGGUCCCUGAGGUCAAACUGGACAAGGAUGGGGAACCAUAGAACAGGGAGGGGGGCAAUGAAAAGGUGCAGGACUUGGGCGCCCCGGAGCUGCACCGGCUGGCCCUUGAACAGCCAGGCACUUCUUGAGGCAUGGCCCUGUCCAGGUGCGGGAGAGGCUUGGGUCAGCUCAGCUACUCUGGAUGCUUCCUUGUGUCCCUGCGGGUGAGAGGUGGUUGCUACUUGGUAUCUCAUGGUGGAGAAAGGUGCAGGAGGUGAUCUUUUUUUAUGUCAGCUCCCUCCUGGGGCCCAGAGAGGGAAGUUGGCCUUCCCCCCACCCCCCACACGCCACUUGAGGAUUCGCAGGGGAUGCAGCAAGGGAGGCUGGGCAGAACCAGGCCUUAGUGGAUGGUGAGAGAGCCCAAUCCACUAAUCCAUCCAUCUUUGGAAGAGAGGAACACUUCACCAGCCUUUUUACACAGGGUCCCUACCUUUCUCAAUGACCCCACUUCCUCCAGCGGUGGGCGCUGGGUUUAAUCCCAGCAGUUUUUACUCAACGGCUGACCAGUUUUCCAGAAACCACUUUUUAUUUUGGUCAACGUAAUAACUCUUAGGAAACGGCAACUCAGGUGAUCCAAAUCACACAGACCGGUCUAUUCUCCCCCCUACUGGCUGCCUAUGCAGUCGGGUCGACCUCGAGAACUGGCCCCAGCCAAAAGCGGCACCUCCUGGUCUGCCAGUCCCUUCCUGCCUUAGGUAGCUCCUCCCAGAAGCGUUUUUGUAGGGCAAACUGCCUUCCCUCAGUAAGGUAGGGCCUUUGGAUCCAAGGUUGCAGUUUAAAGACCACCCCAGCUUUGUUGAGGAAUAUAGUUUUAAAUCCCACCCCAGGCGGAUAACACCAGGGCUCAGCCGCAGGAAUGAAAAAGUGGGGUGGCAGGGCUGCAAAGUCUACGUGGGGCUUGGAGGCCCUGUGCCAUAUCCGGACUAAAAAUGUUCUACGAGUCUCUUAACGCUCAUCUCCGUGCCCCCUUGCCCACCAGGGCCCACGGAGGUCUGAAGCUUUCGGCCUCAGUGAGCGGACUGGGUGCGCUCACGACCUGGAGGGCGAGAUGAGAUGUUCCUCGGUGUGAAGUGGCGGUGACUACCCCAGCACUUUGCGUUCCCCGCGCAGGCGACGAAACGGGCUCUCGAGGGGAGAGAGCCGUGCGUCCUCUGGGCCGUGAAGCCGGGGGAAGAGGGUUCCUCUAGACGGCUCGACGUGCCCGGGAGAGACUCCCGCGCUGAACCUGCAAGCUGGGGCGCUCCACCAGCGCGAACCUCUGACCCCGCACUUGCCGCAGCUCUGGUCCCGUGGUAGGCGGGGUGGGCGGGCCGGCAAAUCCGCGGCUCCUGCGUCUAUUGGCCUGCUCGGGGCAGCGCAGCUCCGCAUUGGCCAGGCCCUUGCUCCGCCCGGCUUCCGCGCGCCCAUUGGUCGCAGGCUCCCGACCGGGUCGCGGCCGCGCGCUCCGCCCGCCGCUGCGUCCCCACUAUGGCGGCGCCCAUGCAGCCCACCGCGUCGUGGGCGCCCGCCGGGGUCCCCCGCGGCUGUCGCCGCCGCCUCCGCCGCCGCCUCCGCCUUCCUGCCCCGCGUCGGGCCGGGCGCCACCUUCCCCCUGCCUCCCUCUCCGCUGUGGUCAUUUAAGAAAUCGUAAAUCAUGUGAAGAUGGGACUCUUGGUAUUUGUGCGCAAUCUGCUGCUAGCCCUCUGCCUCUUUCUGGUACUGGGAUUUUUGUAUUAUUCUGCGUGGAAGCUACACUUACUCCAGUGGGAGGAGGACUCCAGUAAGUAUAGUCACUCUAGCUCAUCCCAGGAGAAGCCUGUUUCAGAUUCAGUGGUUCUUUCCUUUGACUCCGCUGGACAAGCACUAGGCUCAGAGUAUGAUCGGUUGGGCUUCCUCCUGAAUCUGGACUCUAAACUAAGUCCAGACUCUCUCUGCACAGUGGUUUUUGACCUUGACUGCAUAUUGGAAUCACCUAGAGAGCCUAAAAAAUUACUGAUGCCUGCAUCCCAUCCUCUAGAGAUUUUGAAGUCAUUGAGCGAGGACACAGCCUUUGCAUUAGGAUUUUUAAAGCUGCCCAAGCCUGCUGAAUUAGCCACCAAGUACGCAAACUUUUCAGAGGGAGCUUGCAAGCCUGGCUAUGCCUCAGCCUUGAUGACGGCCAUCUUCCCCCGGUUCUCCAAGCCAGCACCCAUGUUCCUGGAUGACUCCUUUCGCAAGUGGGCUAGAAUCCGGGAGUUUGUGCCACCUUUUGGGAUCAAAGGUCAAGACAAUCUGAUCAAAGCCAUCUUGUCAGUCACCAAAGAGUACCGCCUGACCCCUGCCUUGGACAGCCUCCGCUGCCGCCGCUGCAUCAUCGUGGGCAAUGGAGGCGUUCUUGCCAACAAGUCUCUGGGGUCACGAAUUGACGACUAUGACAUUGUGGUGAGACUGAACUCAGCACCAGUGAAAGGCUUUGAGAAGGAUGUGGGCAGCAAAACGACACUGCGCAUCACCUACCCCGAGGGCGCCAUGCAGCGGCCUGAGCAGUACGAGCGCGAUUCUCUCUUUGUCCUCGCCGGCUUCAAGUGGCAGGACUUUAAGUGGUUGAAAUAUAUCGUCUACAAGGAGAGAGUGAGUGCAUCGGAUGGCUUCUGGAAAUCUGUGGCCACUCGAGUGCCCAAGGAGCCCCCUGAGAUUCGAAUCCUCAACCCAUAUUUCAUCCAGGAGGCCGCCUUCACCCUCAUUGGCCUGCCCUUCAACAAUGGCCUCAUGGGCCGGGGGAACAUCCCUACCCUUGGCAGUGUGGCAGUGACCAUGGCACUACACGGCUGUGACGAGGUGGCAGUUGCAGGAUUUGGCUAUGACAUGAGCACACCCAACGCACCCCUGCACUACUAUGAGACCGUUCGCAUGGCAGCCAUCAAAGAGUCCUGGACGCACAAUAUCCAGCGAGAGAAAGAGUUUCUGCGGAAGCUGGUGAAAGCUCGUGUCAUCACUGAUCUAAGCAGUGGCAUCUGAGUGGGUCCAGCACACAGCCAUAGAGGCCUAGGCACCACCAGGAGCAGCAGCCGCCAGCACCACCUACACAGGGGUCUUUAGACACAGAGAAGGACAGUGCCAAGGGCCCCAGGGGCAGCGAGGCCUUGGUGGAGCAGCCAGAGCUGUGCCUGCUCAGCAGCCAGUCUCAGAGACCAGCACUCAGCCUCAUUCAGCAUGGGUCCUUGAUGCCAGAUGGCCAGCAGGCUCCUGGCUGUGCCCAGCAGACCCAGCAUGCAGGCAGGGGACACUGGGCAGCAAGGCUGCUGCCAGAAUCACUUCUCCAAUCAGUGUUUGGUGUAUUCUCAUUUUGUGAAUUUGGGUAGGGGGGAGGGUAGGGAUAAUUUAUUUUUAAAUAAGGUUGGAGAUCUCAAGUUGGGUCCACUUGCCAUGCAGGAAGAGGCCCACUAGAGGGCCCAUCAGGCAGUGUUACCAGUUAGCUCCCUGUGGGGCAGGAGUGCCAUGACCAGCCUGUACCUUGCUCUGGGGCUACAGGGUGGUGGGCAGGAUCUCAAGCCAGCCCCCUCCAGCUCGUGACACUGUUUGGCCUUUCUUGGGGAGAAGAUGGGGUAUUCCCACUCACCAGCCCUAGCUGUCCCAUAGGGAAACCCUGGAGCCGUCCCUUUGGAGCCAACAAGACCGCCCCAGGGCUACAGCAGAACUUGAAAGCUCAGGAGGGUGACGCCUGGCUCGGCCUGCUGGGAAGAGCUCCCCUCCACAGCCGCAGCUGAUCCAGAGGACUACCGCAGGCCUGGACUCACCAACUUGCCACAUGGUCUAGGUUUCAGCAACAAGACUGCCAGGUGGUUGGGUUCUGCCUUUAGCCUGGACCAGAAGGAACUGAGGCCCAAGGACCUUACCCAAGCUGUGGCAGCCGUCCCAGGCCACCCCCGUGGAAGCAAUAAAGCUCUUCCCUGA